Messenger RNA from Haliaeetus leucocephalus (bald eagle), 713 nucleotides. It is a transcript of the gene CUNH22orf39, whose product is annotated as chromosome unknown open reading frame, human C22orf39. The record is from RefSeq and is a predicted model, not a curated record. The coding region runs from base 1 to 414 and encodes 137 amino acids. The transcript has 3 exons. NCBI's taxonomy places the organism in Eukaryota, Metazoa, Chordata, Aves, Accipitriformes, Accipitridae.
AUGUGUAGGGAGAGGCGAGGCCCAGCGUCUCCGCCUGGUGCCGGCUGUACGGAGUACAAAGCCCCGGCGUCCUGCGCCGUCGGUAAUGACCGGUGGGUGCCUCCUCUCGGGUACCGGCGGCCGCCGCGGUUGUGCGAGGACUACUGGUGGGAGUGGAAGCACUGCCGCGGGCUGCGGCACGCCUUCCACCACUACUACGCGCACGGGGAGCUGCCGGCCUGCGGCCGCUGGCGCGACGACUACGAGGCCUGCCGCGCCUGGGAGAGGGGCCGAGCCGCCGCCGCGCAGGAAGCUUUGUGCAAGAGUGAAAGAGCUCGAGUUAUGGAAAAACAGAAAUAUGCUCCAGUGUGGACGCUCAGGAAGAGUCCACCACCAGAGUGGUAUCUUCCACUUGACCAAGACAAACAAAAUUAGCAAGACUGUUUUGCUGUGUUUGGUCAGUAAUGUAAUGCACAGUGCAGAACUAUGCUGCGUUUUUUUAAUUCCAUGUCAUCUUGAAAUUACACAACUGUAGCUCUGUCCUGCAAUACUUUAGUACUCACUUAAAAAUACUGGGUGUUUAAAUAAACACCCAGUAUUUUUAAAGGGAGAAUUGAGGUGCUUAAUUUGAUUCUCAUCUCUUACUACUGUCUUACACUUUAGGAUUUCAUCUUGGUAGGCAACUCCCAAAUUAGUGCAUACAUGAUCUAGCUUCUCUUGUUAGACAAGCACCU